GGUUGGAACAUUGGACAUCCUCCUGGGUGUGUCAGAUGACCUCUCCAAACUGGACACUCAAGCUGAGAGAGUAAUGCAGAGGACAGCUCAGUGCAUGGCGGAGGUGAUGGAGCAGGCCAGUGAUAAAGUGGUGGAGAAUGCCCUGGCUAACGGCGUGGAUCUGGUCAGUUAUGUGACAAAGUUCCAGUGGGACAGAGCCAAGUACUCCACUGCACUGCCUUUUAAGAGCCUGGCAGACAUCAUAGCCAAGGAAGGUCUAUGAGGAGGGCGAGGAAGCCAUUUUCACUGUUACCCUUUUCAAGAAGGACAGGUGGAGCUUCAGAAGCGGGAGAUGAGCCGUCUUCUUGUGGACAAGAAGGAGCAGUAUGGAACCUUUGUGCGUUGGCUCAAGGUGAACUUCAGUGAAGUGUUUGUGGCCUGGAUCCACCUGAAAGUCCUGGAGGUGUUUGUGGAAUCUGUUCUCAGGUAUGGGCUGCCGGUGAGUUUUCAGGCAUUGCUGCUGCAGCCAGAUAAGAAGCGUACAAAGAAAUUGAGGGAGCAGCUGAGUUCUCUGUUUGGACACUUGGACCCUACAGCUUCUGCCAUGAUCUCCAGCAAGCCUGAAGUGGCCCUUGACGUGCCAGGAUUGAGCGCUGUGUCUCCGCAGGACUACUACUUCUACAUCUGUGUCCAGAUCAGUGUCACGCUUCUGGAUCCUAGCUAGUAGCCAAUGAGGAGUGGGCCCCAAUCCCAAAUUAACCAUUUCCCUAGGUCCCUGUUGACUUCAAAGCCUAAAUAAGUAUUAACAAUAUGGUGAGCCUCUACCCUGCCACCAGAGGGUUAGGAUUGAGAGAUUAUCAUAUUGCUAAUACAUAUCUAGUCCUUUCAGUUGGAUGAAGGGAAGUCAAAAGGCUCUAGGGUUAGGAAGGAGGGAUUGGUUUGGGUUUGGGUUGUCAACGCAUCCUGAACUCCCCGUGGACUAGAAUAAAGCCUGUAAAAAUACCAAAACCCAUUAAAUAAGUGGUUGAUUCUAGCAAAGAUUUUUUAAAGACAUAGAUAUGAAUAAUAUCAAGGUAGCCAGGAAUUAAAAUUUCAGAUACACUUCUUCAGCUUUGAUGAUCUUCAAUGACUACAAGCAAGCAACCUUUUUCAGAUGUUGAGAAUGCAUUUCUAGACAUGAUCUACAGACCAAAGAAAAUCUAUGUAUUGCUGAUCCUUGAUUUGGCCCCACUUGGCCUACAUGGUAUUAUGUGACCAUAUGAAUGUAUACACAAUAUAUUGAAGGUCGGGACCAAUGAUAUACAACAGAAAAUACAUCCAUGUUCACCCUAAAAGUGUGGACUAAGCUACCAAGUCAACAGCAACAGUUCUAUUUCUUGCGUCCAAUCCGAAAUCCACCCACUUCUGGACUCGAUCUGAGAGGAUUGGUAUGAAGCUAAAUCCUCAUGACACCAAUUAUCUUGUGUGUAUAUCAAUUAAGGAUGUGAUUAUUACUUAUUGCUGAUACAUGACUGUGGAUCAGUGAUGUUGUGAUACUGAUCUUUUUCCCUCACAGAAACUAUCACAGUAAUGUCACAUUUCUACCCUU
Molecule: messenger RNA, 1567 nt
Organism: Coregonus clupeaformis (lake whitefish)
Lineage: Eukaryota; Metazoa; Chordata; Actinopteri; Salmoniformes; Salmonidae
Product: V-type proton ATPase subunit C 1-A-like
Exons: 8
Coding region: 332-703 (123 amino acids)
Biological process (GO): proton transmembrane transport
Cellular component (GO): lysosomal membrane; vacuolar proton-transporting V-type ATPase, V1 domain
Molecular function (GO): proton-transporting ATPase activity, rotational mechanism
Source: RefSeq, a predicted model, not a curated record